CUGGGAGGUGGGCUGAGCCCCGGCCGCUGCUCCAGCCACACCCUCCGUCCGACACCCUGCGUUGUUGUUAUUGUUGUUGGUCGUCCCGACGUCCGCGCGCUGUGGCUCGUACUGUCAUCCUCUCGCGCCGAGAGCUGGCCCGCCGCGUGCAUGCAGCAGAAUGGCUCGAGCGGUUCCAACGGUUCUGAUGGCUGCAGCAGGGAGCGCCAGUCUCCCUCCUUCAGCCCGCUCCCCUCGGCCACUACGCGGGUGAGGCGGUUCAUUCAGGAGAGAAGGACGCUGCCUCUACCCAGAGUGAUGGUGGUAUUCUCGGCCGCGGGGGAAAGCGACAAACCGGGCGAUGCCAUGUCAAGCUCGGACCCUGCGGAGGAAGAUGUGAGAAAGCCGGCCUCACCCACACCGAGCCGGGCUUUAAGUAAGCCGCUCCGCUCCUCGCUCAACACCCAGGAGCAGGAGUUUCCUGAGGUCAUCUCUCUGAACGUUGGGGGCACGUACUUCACCACCCGUCUGUCCACCCUCCGGCGAUAUGAGGACACCAUGCUGGCCGCCAUGUUCAGCGGGCGGCAUUACAUCCCUCGAGAUGCAGAGGGGCGCUACUUCAUUGAUCGGGAUGGAGGAUAUUUUGGGGACAUCCUGAACUUCCUGAGGGAAGGCGAGCUUCCUCACCAGGACCGAGUGAGAGCGGUGCACAGGGAGGCUCAGUACUACGCCAUCGGCCCGCUGCUGGACCGGCUGGAGGACAUCCAGCCGCUCACAGGGGAGAGACAACAUGUAGAUCUGUCAAUAUAUGAAAAGGAAACAGAUGAAAGGCAGGACCAGGACAAUCUGGAGCGCAUUGUGGAGAUCGCCAAACUGCGGGCCAUGCAAAAAAAGGCUCGCUUCGCCAAGCUGAAAAUCUGCGUCUACAAAGAGGAGAUGCCCAUCACGCCGUACGAGCGGCCCCUCUUUAACUCUCUGCGCUUCGAGCGCUCGGACAGCGAGGCCAAGCUCUUCGAGCACCACUGCGAGGUGGACGUGUCGUUCGGGCCGUGGGAGGCGGUGGCCGACGUCUACGACCUGCUGCACUGCAUCGUCAGCGACCUGGCCGAGCGCGGCAUCGCCGCCGAGCAGCAGUGCAUCGGCGUCUGCGACAAGCACCUCAUCAACCACUACUACUGCAAGAGGCCCAUCUACGAAUUCAAGAUCACCUGGUGGUGA
This is a messenger RNA of Menidia menidia (Atlantic silverside), 1197 nucleotides long. The record is from the annotation of a GenBank genome assembly. NCBI's taxonomy places the organism in Eukaryota, Metazoa, Chordata, Actinopteri, Atheriniformes, Atherinopsidae.